AUGGUUCACCAGCCUGGUUCACACUACUGCCAAAGUUGUGCUUAUAGCAAGGGCAUAUGUGCGAUGUGCGGAAAGAAAAUUCUCAUGACUAAAGACUACAAACAAAGCAGUGUAUAA
Soboliphyme baturini is the source of this 117-nucleotide messenger RNA. NCBI's taxonomy places the organism in Eukaryota, Metazoa, Nematoda, Enoplea, Dioctophymatida, Soboliphymatidae. The record is from the annotation of a GenBank genome assembly.